Molecule: messenger RNA, 1187 nt
Organism: Cinclus cinclus
Lineage: Eukaryota; Metazoa; Chordata; Aves; Passeriformes; Cinclidae
Gene: VPS26B
Product: VPS26 retromer complex component B
Exons: 6
Coding region: 24-923 (299 amino acids)
Biological process (GO): intracellular protein transport; retrograde transport, endosome to Golgi
Cellular component (GO): endosome; retromer complex
Source: RefSeq, a predicted model, not a curated record
GCUCCGCGCCGCAUCCCGGGGCCAUGAGUUUCUUCGGAUUCGGGCAGAGCCCGGAGCUGGAGCUGGUGCUGAGCGACGCCGAGAGCCGGCGGCGGGUGGAGCACAAGACGGAGGAGGGCAAGAAGGAGAAAUACUUCCUCUUCUACGACGGCGAGACCGUGUCGGGGCGGGUGGUCCUCACCCUCAAGAACCCCAAUAAGCGGCUGGAGCACCAGGGCAUCAAAGUGGAGUUCAUCGGGCAGAUCGAACUCUACUAUGACCGAGGGAACCACCACGAGUUUGUGUCUCUGGUGAAGGACCUGGCCCGACCUGGGGAAUUCACUCAAUCACAGACAUUUGACUUUGAGUUCACGCACGUGGAGAAACCUUACGAGUCCUACACGGGGCAGAACGUGAAGCUACGGUAUUUCCUCCGUGCCACCGUGAGCCGCAGGCUGAACGACGUGGUCAAGGAGAUGGACAUCGUUGUGCACACCCUGAGCACCUACCCCGAGCUCAACUCCUCCAUCAAGAUGGAAGUGGGCAUCGAGGACUGCCUGCACAUUGAGUUCGAGUACAACAAGUCCAAAUACCAUUUAAAAGAUGUGAUUGUGGGGAAGAUCUACUUCCUGCUGGUGCGGAUCAAGAUCAAGCACAUGGAGAUAGACAUCAUCAAGAGGGAGACAACGGGCACGGGUCCCAACGUGUACCACGAGAACGACACCAUAGCCAAGUACGAGAUCAUGGAUGGGGCACCUGUGAGAGGGGAGUCCAUUCCCAUCAGGCUCUUUCUGGCUGGCUACGAGCUGACUCCAACCAUGAGGGACAUCAACAAGAAGUUCUCAGUGCGUUAUUACCUCAACCUGGUGCUGAUCGAUGAGGAGGAGAGACGCUACUUCAAACAGCAGGGCCUACAGAAAAACCUUGACAAAGCAGCAGUGUAAAGGCAGAGUCUGAAAUAGAUGCUGCUCCUGUGACCAACAGCCAAGCAUCCUGAGGAGCCGAUUUCCUUCUGUAUUGCACGUAUGAAACCCCAAGGUUGCCACCUUGAACAAGAACAUUUUGUUUUUCUAUUUCCAGGAAGACAAAUAGGUUUUGAGAAGAAAAAACCAAUCUGAGUUGCCUGAUGCUGUCCCUCAGCAGCUGGGCAGGAGUGACCUUGCUGCUGUCCUGUGCUGAGUGAGGGGGUGCCAGUGCUUACCUUCACA